AUGAGGAGCGCGCGCUUGGCCACCGACAUGCUCACCUACAUCGGCCAAUUUUACGAUCACGACAUUGACCUGACGCCCGGAGGCAGCGAGUCGUGGCCCAUCGACGUUCCCGAAUGCGACCUGCAAUAUGAUCCCGAGUGCGCGGGAACGGUGCAGAUGGGAUUCUCUAGGUCAGUGUACAACACAAGCACCCCAGCCACCCAGCCGCGCCAGCAGAUCAACGGUAUCACCGCCUACAUCGAUGGUAGCGUCGUCUACGGUUCCACCUACGAUAAGGCCGAAAAGAUCCGCGCCUUCCGCAAUGGCCGCCUUCUGACGCACGACAACAACAUGCUGCCCUUCGCCACUGCCACGAUGGGCGUCAGCAUGGCGGCCGACUCCGGAAAGGAGGAAGUGGUUCGGGCGGCGGGAGACUUCAGGGCAAACGUCAACCCUCCCAUCCUUGCGCUGCAGACGCUGUUCAUGAGGGAGCACAACAGACUGGCUGGAGAGAUCCAGGCAGAACAUCCUGGAUGGGAUGACGAGCAAGUGUUUCAGGAGGCAAGGAAAUGGAACGUGGCCCAGAUGCAGGCCAUCUGCUAUUACGAGUACAUGCCGUCUCUCGGCAUUCAGCUGGACGCCUACAAGGGCUACAAGUCCAAUGUCGACGCAAGUGUGGACAACUUUUUCUCCACGGUGUCGUACCGCUACGGCCACAGCGAGGUGGGCGACGUCAUCUUGCGGCUCGACGAAAACGGCAACGAGAUCCCCGACGGCCACCUGCCGUUGUUCGAGGUGUUUUUCUUCCCAACGAAAGCCCUCGCCGCAG
Ostreobium quekettii is the source of this 808-nucleotide messenger RNA. The record is from the annotation of a GenBank genome assembly. Lineage: Eukaryota; Viridiplantae; Chlorophyta; Ulvophyceae; Bryopsidales; Ostreobiaceae.